Messenger RNA from Paramecium pentaurelia, 1566 nucleotides. The record is from the annotation of a GenBank genome assembly. NCBI's taxonomy places the organism in Eukaryota, Ciliophora, Oligohymenophorea, Peniculida, Parameciidae.
AUGAAUAAUGAUGUUGAAUUGAAAAUGAUAGAAAAACCUGAAGAAUUGGUUUGCAAAAAUCAUAAGAAACCGCCAAAAUAUAUUUUAAAAGAUCAAAAUUUAACAUAACAAGAGAGAUUAGUGUGCGAAGAAUGUAUGAAAAAUCGUGAUUCAUCAUAACCUCUGACAUUUGAUAAUAUAUAUGAUACAAUCAGAAAAUAAAAGAAAGAGAGAAGUGAAAAAACUGAUUAAUUGCUUUAGGAAAGCAUAAAAUAAUUAGAGAAUGUUCAGGAAUUUAUAGAAAAAAUAUAGUGUUAGUUAGAGUCAAUGAAAAAAGCAACAAAUAAAUUGAUAGAAUCAUUAACAAAUCAAAGAUAGUAAAACUUCUAAUUCAGUUUCUAUGAGGAAGUGAGUAUCCAUUUAAAAGAAAUUGAUAAAUCAAAAGAGGAAAAUGAUAAGAUAAAUAAAAUCAGAGAAGAGAUUAUUAAUUAAUUUGGAAAACUGAGAAAUCAAAUUGCAUCAUUACCUUAAAACAUAGAUAAGAUUUCUGAUAAAGUCAUAAAUAAUAUUAGAAGAUUUUAUAAAAAGAAUUAUGAUGAAAUACAUAAGACUUUAGAAGUAAAUUAGAUUAAUAACAUCACCAAACAAAGAGAUCCUUGUUAUACCUUAACCUUUAAUAAAACGAAUGAUUUAUUAUUUACUGGAUGUGGAAACAAGAUUAGGGUUUGGAAGUUCGAUUAGAGAAAUAUUUCAGAAAUAACAAAACUAAAAGGUCAUCUCUUAACAGUAACAUGUAUUGUAAAGAGUAACAAAGUUAAGAAUAGUUUUUUAUCUGUAGGAGAAUGUGGAUCCCUAAUAAUUUGGAAGUAAAAGAAUGAAAAAGAAUGGGAAUCACUAAAGAAACAAUCAUAAUGGACAAAUUCUAUGAUUUUAAAUAAAGAUGAAACACAAUUGAUAUAAGCAACUGCUAAUUGUCAAAUAGAUAUUUGGGAUGUUGAUUUUAAUCAGAAUUAGUUAACCUUUAAAUAUUCAUUAGAUGAGUAUCAUACAAACACAAUAUUUGAUAUAAGUUUAAAUAAAAAGGAAACAAGGAUGGUUUCUUGUGGUGCAGACAGAAAAGUUAUUAUUUGGAAGAAGGAUAACGAAGAUUAAUAAUGGACAUUCUAACAAGAAAUUAUUUAAAUAACAUAUGGAACUAAAGGUUUCUUUCUAACUGAUGACAUAUUUUUUUGGAUUGGUUGUGAUUAAAAAACUGAUGAUUAGAUAUUUUUCUAUGAAUAAAAAAAUGGAAAUUUUCAAAUGAUUUUAGGGAAAAAUUUGUAAUUGGAAAAAGAUGAUUAAUAUAUUGAUUUUCAUCUAAAUCCAAUCAUCUACAAUUAAUAAAAGGAUGUUUUUCUUUUGAGAUUCAAACGUCACAUAUAUAUUUUUGGGAAAACUAAGGAUGGAGAAAGGGUAAUUUUUACAAAACUCAGAUUUGAGACAAAUCUUAUCUAUGCAACAUUAUCUGAAGAUGCCAAAUAUAUAGUAACCUACAUUGAAGAUAGCAAAUAAUAUUAAAUACAUGAAAUUAAAUGGAAUUGAAUAUGU